AUGAAGCUGGUAACUGUCUUCCUGCUGGUGACAAUCAGCAUUUGCAGCUACUCUGCUACUGCCUUCCUCAUCGAUAGUUUUUCCCUUCCUGCCCCAGUUGACAAAGUGCUGCCUUUACCUCUGGACAAUGUCCUUUCCUUCAUGGAUCCAUUAAAGCUUCUUCUGAAAACUCUUGGCAUUUCUGUUGAGCACCUUAUAGAAGGGCUGAGAAAGUGUGUGAAUGAGCUGGGACAAGAGGCUUCUGAGUCUGUGAAGAAACUGCUGGAGGCCCUAUCACACUUGGUGUAACUGCAGGAUAAAGAAGAGUGAAGUUGAAGGAGGAUGAUUCUCCCAAGGCCCUGGAUAAACCCCAUUCCACUGAAUAACAGACUAAAUGCCCUAAAAUGU
Messenger RNA from Nycticebus coucang (slow loris), 387 nucleotides. RefSeq names its product secretoglobin family 3A member 2-like. The transcript is spliced from 3 exons. The record is from RefSeq and is a predicted model, not a curated record. Lineage: Eukaryota; Metazoa; Chordata; Mammalia; Primates; Lorisidae. Bases 1 to 288 code for a protein of 95 amino acids.